AUGGCAAGGCAUAAGAUAGUUCUUUCGGUUUGUUUACUGAAAAGCAGAGUUAGUGUAGCGGUAGUAUGUAGUACAUCAAUCAGCACAGUACCCUACUCCCAGUUGCAGGCAAACACUCAACAGCAGUGCGAACUCAUGGAGGCUCAACCACAGGAGGAUGGGUGGCCACUCGGCCUAAGACCACUGAAUGCAAGAGUUGGGCUGGGGAGAAAUCGAGAUUUCAAUGGAUCCAUUUCUUUUAGCACUUUGCUCACUGCUUCUAACAGCUCCUCUGCUGAUUUUUCUUCAGAUCUUGACACUGAGUCCACUGGAUCUUUCUUCCAUGACAGGAGCAUAACACUAGGGAGUCUCAUUGGAGUAUCUAGCAUUCUAGAGCUCUCCAGAAGAUCAACUAGGGGAAGGACAGCUGAAACCGUAAGAGACUGCAAGAAUUACAAAUCAAAACCAUGGUUUUGCUCAAUAUGCUCAAGGCUAAGCACUGAUGCCGUUAACACAAACAAGAAUGCUCCUUCUCUUGGCCACUUUCUUGAAUCAGAGAGGAGAGCUGCUUCCAACAUUCACAGAAGGAAUAUGAUAUACGGACCUAGUGAUUUUUGCCCAAUUCUGCCCAACCACGGUCUGAAUUCUCUAUUUUUGGGCGAUGAGAUUGCCCCUAGGUCCAGUGUUUCAUUGGGGUUAGAUGGAGGUAAUGGGUAUGCAGCUCCAUUAAUAUUUUCAUGUUUUUGUGGGCAACUCAUUGAAUGA
Molecule: messenger RNA, 744 nt
Organism: Dovyalis caffra
Lineage: Eukaryota; Viridiplantae; Streptophyta; Magnoliopsida; Malpighiales; Salicaceae
Source: the annotation of a GenBank genome assembly